CACUUUCUCACAGAGCAUCCCACGCUGUAUUCUGGUUACCUGAGUAACUGCAGGAGUACAGGAGCUAUCUAUCUUACUGUGAACAUGGAGAUACCAGAAGAUCAGGUCCAGCCAGCUGUGAAACUGAAGAAGCCCAGAGUGAGGACAGAGGAGAGCUGGCAGGCGAAGAGGGAGCGGGACAGGGUGCUGGCUAAGACCAGGAUUAAUAUCGGCUCUGCUUUUGAACAGUGGAGAGAGCUACGGGAGCUGAAGAGCUUCAGGAGUGAUACAGAACUGGCCAUUUUUCUGCUGCACAGUAUUUCAAAAGAAAAACCCAUGGCAGAAACAUACUACACUACACCCAGAACAGAUUGGACUUCAUCAGAUGAGUCUACGAGUUCAGUGUCGGAGAGCAGGAAUAAUGCCACAGGCAUUGAGAACAACAGCCAGUCUUCAAGAAAUGGUGAAGGCGCUCAUCAGCAGGACAGAGCAGCAUCAGAUGUGCAAAGGAAGCCGUCCUGUCGAGAUGAAGAAGAAUGCUCUGAUUUAUCUGAGAGCAGUUAUGUAAUAUUAAAUAAGGAGGUUCUGGUGACGAUGAUGUUCUGCUGUUUGGAGUGCUCCGGCGAGUGCAUGGUUCGAGGGAAAGGAAAAGGAGGGAAUCUCCUACUGAGACAGGACUGUCUGAUCUGCCGUAAUUACAGAGUUUGGACCUCCCGGCCUGCUCAAAUCAUAAAGGAAGAGGUAGCAGAUUUGCCUGUAACAAGAGCUGAUAGUGAUGCAGAGGAAGACUUGAGCACAGCGUGGAGAAGUCAUGGUGACAAUUCUACUUUAGAGCAGGAGGACAGACUGGACUUAAAUGCUGUUCUAGAAGAAGCCCACGCUGUUCAGGAAAACACACAGGCUGUUCCAGAAGAAACGCAGGCCACAGGUAGCAACACUGGUGUUGCAGUAAAAAAAGAAAAGGAAGAUGAUGGUGAGAGGGAGGUGGAGAGUCUCUUGAUGGAGACGUAUGAGGAUCAAGUUUCGCUUUCUCCAGUCCAAGAGAAGUCCAACAUCGAAAGCGAAGACUUUAACGUGACUUCAGUAACAAAUGACUCAACUGAGCCUGCUCAAACAUCAGUGACUGCUCAGAAAGAAGAUUCCAAGAAGAUCCUUGGAAAAGGAGAGCAGGGACAAUCAGAAAACGAACCAAAAACAAGCGAUUCUAGUUCGUAUGAAUCUACGGACAGCUCAGAUGAAGAACGCUGCGAUAAAGACUUUACCCGUAAGCGUCAGAAGAUCUUUCAGAACACUGUUAAACCAAUAUAUUGGUGUGUAGACUGCGGGGCAGUUGCGCACAUGCAGUGCACAGUCCGGAGACACCAUAAGAUCUUUGGCUGCCCAGCCUGUGGUGUCGAGGACAGUGCUGAGGGCAGCAAGUUUAAAGGCUUUUCAGUUCAUUUCAGUGAUAAAGAGAGUUUUCAUAAGCAUGCUAUGGAAGUGCACAAUGCGGUAGAAAUCCCUCACGAACGCACAGCUUGCCCAGACUGUAAUAAAACCUUCAGGGUUCUUCAGGGCCACGUAUGCGAGUACAAAAUCAAACCGUUCUUCUGCCAUUUAUGUCACAAGCGAUUCGCCACAGAGGUCGGACAGAAGGUGCAUUACCGCAGGCUGCAUAAAGACUACACCCACCUCUGCAAGUUCUGCAUGGCGGUAUUCGAUUCGAGAGCGUCCAAACUCGACCACGAACAGGACCACAGCGAAGACGAGCUGCCCUUCCUCUGCCCAGACUGUCCUGAACAGUUUAAAGACUACAUCACGCGUAACGAACACCUGAAAAGCCACAGAGGUCAGAAGACUUACCCCUGCCACAAAUGUGAUCGAAUACUUACCUCUCUAAACGGAUACGAGAGGCAUGUGCUCACCCACUCAGGAGAGAAGCCUUACACCUGCGAGGUGUGUGAACGUUCCUUCAGCCAGGCCGGACACCUGAAGUCUCACAUGCGUCUCCACACAGGAGAGAGACCCUUCAUGUGUGAGCAGUGUGGAGAGUGCUUCAACCACAAUGUCAGCCUGAAGAACCACCUCAUGAGGCGGCACUGCAACGAUUCCGCUCCUGUCUCAGGGGACGAGAGCAAAGCAAAAGGUAGACCCACAAGAAAAGCAGGCAGAAAAAAGCGAGCAAGGAAGAGCUUCUCCAGUUUUGCUGCUGCUGGGGAGCUGGAUGUGGAGUUAGAUGAGGAAAUGGACUAUUGGGAGGAGAGCCAAGAGUCAGACGACGAUGGGGAAGAGAAGAAAAGAAGAUGCCAGAGGAAGAAAUGGAAAGAGGAGACGGAAUGAGGCUUUCGAUUAUUUUUUUUUUAGAAGGACUUUCCACUUGAUUGGAUUAAUUUACCUUAUUGUUAUACAAGGUAGCUGUUUUGUCAAAAUGUUACUAAGAGCGUUUCACACCAGCAAUAUUUGAUUCGAUUGAAACAGACUCGUGGUGCACAUCAAUUCAGCAGGUGUGCAAUCAGUAAUCACACUCGGGUAAGGACUAUAAGAAUCGUAUCAAGGCCUGCAAGAAGCAGUGGUCUCGGUCUGGUUCCAAACUAACUCUAGAGCAGAGACUGUAAAAAAAGAUGGACGUUGUGUCGCCGUUUCCAUUCAUUCAAUGAAAAUAAAUCCAAAAUCUUCCACCAUGUUGGCGAUCCUGAAACCCGAGUCUGUAGAGCGCAGUAAAGACCAGAGGAGGGAGAAAGACUGUGGAGAGACCGCCUUCUCAUUUAAAUAACCCCGCCCCUGAAGGCUGCCCCCACAGAGCUAUACACAGUCUAUGGUCCCACCCAUACAGUCAUUGGUCCCACCCCAGGCUAGGUGUAACCCAGCACUUUUACAAUAACCACACCUUUUUUAAUAGAGCUGAAUAACGAUUUAAAAAACGAAUUCUGUGGGGAUAUAAAAAAUUGACAAUAUAAACAGAGGUUACACUAACUGCUGCAUUAAAAUAAAGGAGGUAGAAUUACAGUAUAUUGGAAAAAAACGUGAUUGAAAGUUGGUGUGUUUUGCCAUUUAAACCUAUGGGGAUGGGUGGGGUUACACAGCUUUCUGCAACCAAACAGCAGGAGGCUCCCGACCUGUGGUGGCUUCACUUUUGAGAGACAAUGCUCUGUCCAGCUGUACACAGUCUGUGCUCUAGAGCAUUAAGUUUGUGGUGAGAAUAUGAACGUGGGUCUCGAUCCGACCCAAAUCCAUUUAUACUACAACUCUAUUAACUUUGAGCUACACUGCUGUUCAGGUGCAGUUUAACUUGAUACAUCAGCUCCAGGACCCCUGAUCACAUGAUGGUUUGGUGUUGGACCAUUGUUAGCACUUAUUGGCCGCUGUGUUGGACUAGACUUGUACUACACAUCAUUUUAAAGGGAAAUGUAUUCUGACUGGGAGAGUGCUUCUUAGAGAUGGUUGCAAACUAAACCUACAAAAAGUGUGUGUUUUCACUGCAGUCAUUUCUGAUACCAUGGCCAGUGAGUGUUGCUAGCAGACAGACUGACUGACAUUUUUUUUUUUUUUACAGAUGAUGUCUGUUCAAGGAGAUAAUAAUUUGAACAUUAUUAUGAACUUGAGUAAUCAGAUAAGUGAAAAAACAAACAUCAUGCAUAGACUAAUAAAACUGAAAGAAAUCAAAGUGACCUGGGCUUCCUGAAAACUAUCAGUCUUAGUAAAUAAUAAAAGAACUGAGCCAGUUCUGUUCAGAGUGAUUAGUCGAACCACAAACAUUGAUUCAGCAAGGCCAAAUAUGCAGUAUUUAUUUAAUAUUACGGCCAAAAAAACAUAGAAAUGUGUUGAAAUUAAUAUCAUUAUACAUAUUCUGAAAUUAAAAAAAAAAAAAAAAAAAAAA
Astyanax mexicanus (Mexican tetra) is the source of this 3835-nucleotide messenger RNA. RefSeq names its product zinc finger protein 28. The transcript is spliced from 5 exons. The record is from RefSeq and is a predicted model, not a curated record. Bases 85 to 2298 code for a protein of 737 amino acids. NCBI's taxonomy places the organism in Eukaryota, Metazoa, Chordata, Actinopteri, Characiformes, Acestrorhamphidae.